ACCUGCUCUGCGAAGCCUUCUCUCCCUAUUAUUGGGAAUCCGUUUCCAGUGCUGCCAUGGAAAUUCUUACAGACCUGGGACAACAUAGCCUUGUGAGUGCUUUUGUACUUGCCUCCAAGAACAAUAACACGCAUAGAGCCGGAGUAACUCGAAGCUUAUAAAUGUCGUAAGUCCCAUUUGGUUAGAGCUGGAAAAAAACGUCUUUUCUCACGGUCACAAGAGGAUUGGAAUCCAUUUCCGAAGGUCGUAAAACACCCCCUCGCGAAAAACGGAGGAGAGCUCUAAAAGCAGAAUCCCUUGCCGUGUUAUUGCUUUCACAAUGCCGUGACUCGGAUUCGAACCGAGGUUGCUGCGGCCACAACGCAGAGUACUAACCACUAUACGAUCACGGCGAGCUACCGGGGAUUCCAUGGCCAGAGCAAGUCGAAAUUAUACAAUGGCAAAAGAUAAAAGAAGUACGUUUUGGAUUUGGCUCUCGGGUUCCUCACUGCAGCUGUAUCACAAGGAGGGAAUCAGGAAAAGGAAGAGGAAAGAGAGGGUGAGAGAAGAGAGAGAUGUGCUCACUGGCAUCACUGCACCUGGACCGAAUGCCAAAUGUCAGGAUCUGUGCCUAUCAUUAUGCCUAUGCCUGCCCCCAGAACUGGAAGUCAUCGAAGCUUAUGCAGCCUACUUCCUGGCAGCCUGCAUCUUGAAUUUCCAGAGAGCACUGGCCUUAUUUGUCCUCACUUGUUUGGUGCUCUUGGUCCUGGUUCACCGCUUUCUGAAACCGUUCUUGGGUAAAAAAUUAAUAAGAUGUUUGAAGCCAUUUGAAAACUCCUGUCUGAAGUGUUGGAUGAAAUGGGUGUUUGCUGGAGUCUGCCUGGUUGGCCUUAUCCUGUGGCUGGCACUAGACACAGCCCAAAGGCCAGAGCAACUGACAUCCUUGGCAGGAAUCUUCCUGAUUAUCCUCAUCCUCUUUGCUUGCUCCAAACACCACAGUGCAGUGUCCUGGAGGACAGUGCUUUGGGGCCUGGGUCUUCAGUUUGUCUUAGGGAUCUUGGUCAUCAGAACUGAUCCUGGAUUUAAUGCAUUUCAAUGGCUGGGAGAUCAGAUUCAGAUUUUCCUGAACUACACUGUGGCUGGCUCCAGUUUUGUCUUUGGGGAUAUGCUGGUCAAGGAUGUCUUUGCUUUUCAGAGCUUAACGAUCAUCAUUUUUUUUGGAUGUGUGAUGUCCAUUCUCUACUACCUGGGCCUUGUGCAGUGGGUAGUUCAGAAGAUUGCCUGGUUUUUGCAAAUCACCAUGGGCACCACUGCCACAGAGACGCUGGCUGUGGCAGGAAACAUCUUUGUGGGUAUGACAGAGGCACCUCUGCUCAUCCGUCCGUAUCUUGCAGACAUGACACUUUCCGAAAUCCAUGCAGUGAUGACUGGAGGGUUUGCCACCAUCUCAGGCACUGUGUUGGGAUCCUUCAUAUCCUUUGGGAUUGAAGCAUCAUCCUUGAUUUCUGCAUCUGUGAUGGCUGCCCCUUCUGCUCUUGCCUUGUCAAAGUUGGUAUAUCCAGAAGUGGAGGAAUCCAAGUUCAAGAAAAAGGAGGGUGUAAAAUUAUCCCGUGGGAAAGAGAAUAAUAUCCUAGAGGCGGCCAGCAAUGGAGCCACAGAUGCCAUAAGCCUUGCUGCUAAUGUAGCAGCCAACCUGAUUGCCUUUUUGGCGGUGUUGGCUUUCAUCAAUGCCACCCUCUCCUGGCUAGGGGAGUUGGUAGACAUACAAGGGCUCACUUUUCAGGUGAUUUGCUCCUACAUCCUGAGGCCCAUGGUUUUCAUGAUGGGUGUAGAGUGGGCAGAUUGUCCAAUGGUGGCUGAGAUGGUGGGGAUCAAGUUCUUCACAAAUGAGUUUGUGGCCUACCAGCAACUAUCUCAAUACAAGAACAAACGUCUCUCUGGAGUGGAAGAGUGGAUCGGAGGCAAGAAACAGUGGAUUUCUGUGAGAGCUGAAAUCAUUACAACAUUUUCACUCUGUGGAUUUGCCAAUCUUAGUUCCAUAGGAAUCACACUGGGAGGCUUGACAUCAAUGGUACCCCACCGGAAGAGUGACUUGUCCAAGGUUGUAGUCAGUGCCCUCUUUACAGGAGCCUGUGUAUCCCUUAUCAGUGCCUGUGUGGCAGGAAUCCUCUAUGUUCCCAGAGGAGCUGAAACUGACUGUGUCUCCUUCCUAAACACAAGUUUCACCAAUCGCACCUACGAGACCUAUGUGUGCUGCAGACAGCUCUUUCAGAGUACUUCUCUGAAUGGCACCAAUGCUUCUUUUUCUGGUCCAUGGGAAAACAAAGAGUUCAGUGCCAUGGCCCUUGCUAACUGCUGUGACUUCUACGCCAAUGCUGUGUGUGCCUAAGGCCGGCCCGUUUUCAUGAGUCUUGAUCUUGACAGAUUUUUGAUGGUAAAGGUAUUUAUGUAUUCAAGGAUUUCCACUCUAUAAGUAAUUCACCAUGAUCUUUAACAAUAAAUGUAAAAAUUUCAUUUUGGUUCAUUGUAUGCCAAUGAUAAAAGUCAGCAUUGGUCUUUCCAUUAUUUGGCUAAGCCAAAUAAGAAAUUCUUUAUGGGCUCUGUUGGAGUUUAUAUGUGAAAUAAUAAAUGUUACCACACCAAAAAAAUCUUGCAAAUCUUGCUUCUAGUUGCCAUCUU
Messenger RNA from Artibeus jamaicensis (Jamaican fruit-eating bat), 2658 nucleotides. RefSeq names its product solute carrier family 28 member 2 (gene SLC28A2). Gene Ontology annotation, molecular function: purine nucleoside transmembrane transporter activity; nucleoside:sodium symporter activity. The coding region runs from base 410 to 2368 and encodes 652 amino acids. The transcript has 17 exons. The record is from RefSeq and is a predicted model, not a curated record. Lineage: Eukaryota; Metazoa; Chordata; Mammalia; Chiroptera; Phyllostomidae. Gene Ontology annotation, biological process: nucleoside transmembrane transport; retina homeostasis. Gene Ontology annotation, cellular component: membrane.